This is a messenger RNA of Zophobas morio, 610 nucleotides long. RefSeq lists its product as uncharacterized. The coding region runs from base 177 to 593 and encodes 138 amino acids. NCBI's taxonomy places the organism in Eukaryota, Metazoa, Arthropoda, Insecta, Coleoptera, Tenebrionidae. The transcript has 2 exons. The record is from RefSeq and is a predicted model, not a curated record.
GUGAACGAAAUUUCCGAUUGUAACUCACAACUCAACAAAUUUAAUAAAAAUCAGCGAAAAAUGAGACGCGUAUUUUUGCAAGCUCAGAAAAACAACUAAAUUAUCAACUUCAGCGUAAUUAAGAAAAUGUAAUCUGUAGUAAAAGUGGAGGAAAAUAGCAAGAGUGGGGAUUGAUAAUGUGUAUAAAUGGGAGAUCACCCGCAAGAGUUAUAACAGUCCUCAACAAAUUGAAGAUCACAGUCAGUCCUCAACACUUAAGAAAAAUAUAUAUAAACAACAAAAUGGAGCAAUUUGUCAUAUGCCCGUUUGACAGAAGCCAUAGGCUUCUUGAGAGCCGAUUGAAGCGCCAUAUUUUUAAUUGUCAUCGUGAGGCCUGGGAGCGGGAGAGAUGUCUUCGUGAGGCUGCUUCCAGAGCAUCCCAUACGCCACCAUCACCACCACCACGAGCACCACCACCACCACCGCCAAUAAUAGAAUGCCCAGACAACUGGGAUAAUGAAAUUAGUCAAACGUACGUCCCCUCCAUGAGUAGGGAGCUGCUUCUGGACAGAACGGCAAUCAAUAAUUAUAAGUCAGUUUUUAGAAGAAAAUAAUAAAAUAAUUAUAGUAA